Messenger RNA from Talaromyces atroroseus, 690 nucleotides. RefSeq lists its product as hypothetical. The record is from RefSeq and is a predicted model, not a curated record. The coding region runs from base 1 to 690 and encodes 229 amino acids. NCBI's taxonomy places the organism in Eukaryota, Fungi, Ascomycota, Eurotiomycetes, Eurotiales, Trichocomaceae. The transcript has a single exon.
AUGUACGGCGCAACUUUCCUCUCUUCGGCUGCUUUCCUAGCCCUCUUCUCGGGCUCUGCAGCCUUCUCUGAUAGCUACACCUACUACACUGGUGAUGGCUCUAUUGCUGCUGGCUGGCCGACAAUCGCCAGCUGGGGCACCUGGGCUGAACUUUGGGAAGCCAAUUCCGCCAUUAUGGGGGAAACCUGCGGAUGGAACGGAUGGGGCGCGGACGACUCCACUACCGAGAUCGCGGACAUCAAAACUGCCAUUGAAAGUGUUGCCAGUGCCAGCGGUGUUGACGAACGGUUCAUUCUAGCGAUCGUGAUGCAGGAAAGCGAGGGAUGCGUCCGCGUGCCCACCACUAACAAUGGUGUCGUCAACCCGGGCCUCAUGCAGUCGCACGAUGGUACUGGCACUUGCGUUGACACUAACCCAUGCCCACAGUCCGAGAUCACUCAGAUGAUCGAGGACGGAACUGAGGGCACCUCUUCCGGUAAUGGUCUGGAGCAGUACAUUGCGGAGGUGCAGGCCUACCUCGACCUUGAUAUUGCGCCACGAGUCUACUAUUCCGCUGCGCGUCUCUACAACAGCGGCUCGAUCGACUACUCGAACUUGGAUGACGGUCUCGGUAGCACUGAUUGCUAUGCUUCAGACGUUGCCAACCGUCUGACUGGCUGGGUUCUCGCUUCUAACACUUGCACAGCAUAA